CUGUGACAAUGGAAGGAACAGCGUUUAGUCCUUGUUUGGAAGGAAUGAAUCAUAUCAAGUCUGAUAAAGGGGACUUGAUGACCAAGCCUUUCUUGGACGUCUGCAAACUCAUAUUGCCUGUUCUAGAUAAAUUCGGAGCUGCUAUGACUGUAGUGAAAUCUGAUAUCAGUGGUAAUAUAACGAGGUUGGAAUCUAAAUAUUCUAGCAAUGCAUCCAGAUUCAACUACUUGUACAGUUUGGUACAAGCUGAAGUUGAAACAAAAACAGCAAAAUCAUCAUCAAGUUGUACCAAUGGUCUGCUUUGGUUGACAAGAGCGAUGGAUUUCUUGGUGGAACUGUUUCGAAACGUACACGACCAUCAAGAUUGGCCCAUGGAAAAAGCUUGUACAGAUUCUUAUGGCAAGACUUUGAAGAAAUGGCAUGGCUGGCUUGCUAGUUCAAGUUUUACUGUUGCUAUCAAACUUGCUCCGGAUAGAAAGAAGUUCAUGGAAGUAAUAGGAGGCACUGGGGAUAUCUAUGCUGAUAUGGAGAAGUUCUGCACAACUUUUUCACCUUUUCUUGUAGAGAUCCACAAGUUUCUGGCUAGUGUUGGCUUGGAUAACAUGAAAGCUUCAUGA
This is a messenger RNA of Cornus florida, 617 nucleotides long. RefSeq names its product glycolipid transfer protein 1-like. Gene Ontology annotation, cellular component: membrane; cytosol; cytoplasm. Gene Ontology annotation, biological process: intermembrane lipid transfer; ceramide transport. Gene Ontology annotation, molecular function: ceramide 1-phosphate transfer activity; ceramide 1-phosphate binding. The record is from RefSeq and is a predicted model, not a curated record. Lineage: Eukaryota; Viridiplantae; Streptophyta; Magnoliopsida; Cornales; Cornaceae. The coding region runs from base 9 to 617 and encodes 202 amino acids. The transcript has 6 exons.